Messenger RNA from Archocentrus centrarchus (flier cichlid), 2201 nucleotides. Its product is annotated as zinc finger protein 260-like. Gene Ontology annotation, biological process: regulation of transcription by RNA polymerase II; embryo development. The transcript is spliced from 4 exons. Bases 85 to 1857 code for a protein of 590 amino acids. Gene Ontology annotation, cellular component: nucleus. Gene Ontology annotation, molecular function: DNA-binding transcription factor activity, RNA polymerase II-specific; RNA polymerase II transcription regulatory region sequence-specific DNA binding. The record is from RefSeq and is a predicted model, not a curated record. Lineage: Eukaryota; Metazoa; Chordata; Actinopteri; Cichliformes; Cichlidae.
GCACCGACAUGGCUGCUGUUUGAUGAAGCGGAAGCUGCGGUCUGAACUGAGAGCACAGACACAAAGAUCAGAGAUUCAGAGAGGAUGGUCCAGAAGGAGGAGAUCAGCCGUCAGCGCAGACUGCUGGAUAUCAGCCGGAAACCCGACACAAACUCACACAUCACAGACCUCCCACAACAGCAUGACUAUGAGGAAGAGGAGGGUUUGGAUGAGCAGCAGGUCUGUAACCAGGAGAGGAAGUCCAGUCUGGACCAGGAGGAAGAAAGCCAGCAUGUGGAAUCAGGAUCAACUAGAAAUGCAGAGCUGAAGAAGAGGAGACCUCACAGAAAGAGAAGUCACAGUCAGAGAAUAGACAACACUUCUGUGUCAGAGAGUCACAGUCAGACAGACACAAGGAAAAAGUCUCUACAGUGUGAGACAUGUGGGAAAACUUUUAAAUAUAAAUCUAACUUUACUAAACAUCUGAGAAUUCACACAGACUUCCCACGCAAACAUGACUGUGAGGAAGAGGAGGGUCUGGAUGAGCAGCAGGUUUGUAAACAGGAGAGGAACUCCAGUCUGGAUCAGGAGGACCCAGAGCCUCCACAGAUUAAAGAGGAGCAGGAGGAAGUCUGCAGCAGUCAGGAGGGAGAGCAGCUUGGACUGAAGCGGGAAGCUGAAGGCAUUAUUGUCUGGACUGGGGAAGAGCGGCUCAGACUGCUGCAGACCAUCUGGAAACCUGAGAUAAAGUUACACAGAAUAGACGUCCACCAGCAACAUGCCUGUAAGGAGGAGCAGGUAUUCAAAGAGGAGCAGAUGUCUAACCAGGAGAGGAAUUCCAGUCUGGACCACGAGGACGCAGAGGUUCUACAGAUUAAAGAGGAACAGGAUGACCUAGAACCUCUACAGAUUAAAGAGGAACAGGAAGAACUCUACUGCAGUCAGGAGGGAGAGCAGCUUGGACUGAAGGAGGAGUCUGAUCCCUUCAUGGUGACUCAUACUUAUGAGGAAAGUGAACACAGUGAGCACCUCCUUUCUCACAGCUCUCCUGAAACAGAGAGCCAAGAUGAAGAAGAAAGCCAGGAUGUGGACACAGGAUCAACUAGAAAUGCAGAGCUGAAGAAGAGGAGACAUCACAGAAAGAGAAGUACAAGCCCAGGAGAAGACAACGCUCCUGUGUCAGAGAGUCAAACUGACACAAGGAAAAAGUCUAUACAAUGCAACACCUGUGGAAAAACCUUUCACAAAAAAUACCAUCUGACUACUCAUCUGAGAAUUCACACAGGGGAGAAACCGUAUUCAUGUAGCACCUGCGGGAAAGAAUUCAGUCUGAGCUCAACACUGAAAAUUCAUAUAAGACUUCACACUGGUGAGAAGCCAUAUCCUUGUAGCACUUGUGGAAAAAGAUUCAUUCAGAAAUCAGAUUUGGAGCGUCAUAUAAGAAUUCACACAGGUGAGAAACCAUAUGCUUGUAGCACCUGUGGGAAAGAAUUCAAUCUGAAUUCAACACUGAAAACUCAUAUAAGACUUCACACUGGUGAGAAACCGUAUUCUUGUAGCACUUGUGGAAAACAAUUUGGUGAGAAAUCAACAUUGAAAGCUCAUAUAAGAAUUCACACAGGUGAGAAGCCACAAUGUUGCACCAUCUGUGGGAAAAGAUUUUCUGGCUUAUCAGGAGUCAUUAAACACAUGAGAUUUCACACAGGUGAGAAGCCUUAUCCUUGUAGCACCUGUGGGAAAAGAUUUAGUCAGAAAUCAGAUUUGGACCGUCAUAUAAGAAUUCACACAGGCGAUAAGCCGCAUUCUUGUACUACCUGUGGGAAAAUAUUCAUUCAGCGGACCAGCUUAAAAAAGCACAUGAGAGUUCAUACCAAUUAAACGUUUCAGAAUGACAAAAUGUGGGACAGCUGUGAGUUGUAGCAGUGUGUUGGUGGUAGAGCUUACACUGAGCAGAAGUCAAAUCACUGCAACACCUGAGUGAAAAUAUGACCCAUAUUCAAGUCAGUAUUUUCUGUGCAGAGCAGUAAAGAACUCUUAGCAUUAUUUAUUCAGUUUAUUACCUUAUUCUUAGAAUUGUAUCAGGGAAACUCUGGUGUUACAUUUCAUGAAGGUUACAGUUCAGUAUGCUCCUGUUCUGUUGGUUCAUUGUUUAGUUCUGUUGUUUAUUAGUGUAUAUGUGUUGUUAAAGUUUGAAUAAAUAUUACAGUUGAACUUCCUUUACA